This is a messenger RNA of Camelina sativa (false flax), 789 nucleotides long. The record is from RefSeq and is a predicted model, not a curated record. NCBI's taxonomy places the organism in Eukaryota, Viridiplantae, Streptophyta, Magnoliopsida, Brassicales, Brassicaceae.
AUGUCUUACUUCUUGACGACAACUAUAGAUUUGUUUCAGGGAGUUCUUGAGAACAGAGGAAUUGUUCUAAUCAAGAAAACGAAUGAUCAUGAUGAGCUUGUAGAGUAUUGCAUAAGGGGAAUCGCUAUAGCUGCAUACGUUAGUACGAACAGGAGUCUGGUGAAGCUUCUUGGUUGUUGUUUGGAGAGCAAGCAAGGAGAGAAAAUGAUUUUACCAUGGAGAUGCAGGGUUCGUAUCGCUGCUCAGGUCGCAGCUGCGAUUGUUUAUCUCCAUAUUGGCAAAUCAAGACCUCUGAUUCAUAGACAUGUGAAGACAGGUAACGUUUUACUGGACGAUAACUUAAACGCCAAGCUAUUUGAUUUCGGACUAUCCCUAGAAAUCCCAUUAGGUGAGACCUAUGUACAAGCAUUGGUUGAAGGAACAAUAGGGUUUAUAGCUCCAGAGUCAGUAGAUACCGGAAAAUUUAACGAGAAGACUGAUGUUUUCGCAUUUGGUGCUACGUUUAUUGAGAUCCUGACUGGACGAGAGCCUCAUGAUGUCUUCAUUGAAGCCUCUCGUGAUCUGUUUCAAAGCCUCACUCCAGCUGCAGAGUCUUCUCUAAGGCCUGUUCCUUUACCCAGAAGAAGAGAUCUUUUGGUGUUCUUGAAGUCGAAUCUGAUAAAAGACGCUAAGCAAAACGCGUUAGAGGCUAGCGCAGAGCUCGCUGCAAGAUGUGUUGACGUAUUGCCAGAGAAGAGGCCAACGAUUGAAGAAGUGGCUAAGGAGUUAAGGCAUAUUCAAAACAUGUAA